Molecule: messenger RNA, 1186 nt
Organism: Coprinopsis cinerea okayama7#130
Lineage: Eukaryota; Fungi; Basidiomycota; Agaricomycetes; Agaricales; Psathyrellaceae
Product: cystathionine beta-synthase
Exons: 8
Coding region: 35-1186 (383 amino acids)
Cellular component (GO): cytoplasm
Molecular function (GO): cystathionine beta-synthase activity; cysteine synthase activity
Source: RefSeq, a predicted model, not a curated record
CACAUCUCCAACACUUUUUCACCUCUCAAACGACAUGACCGCUGCAAUUCUCGAUAAUGCCCUCGGCGCUGUUGGCCACACACCGCUGAUUCGACUGGACAAGAUUGCAAAGGCUUAUGACCUGAAAUGCAACCUACUUGGCAAGGUCGAGUAUAUGUCCGCGGGUGGGUCCGUGAAGGACCGAAUUGCAAAGGCUAUGGUCGAAGCAGCAGAGCGGGAGGGCAAGCUCAUCCCCGGCAAGAGUGUUGUCAUUGAACCCACGUCCGGCAACACUGGUAUUGGUCUUGCUAUGGCCUGCGCCAUCAAGGGGUAUUCGGUUAUCAUAACCCUCCCCAAUAAAAUGUCACUAGAAAAGGAAGCUCUCCUGCGUGCACUUGGAGCUGAAGUUAUCCGCACACCGACCGAAGCCGCUUGGGACGCUCCUGAAAGCCACAUAGGAGUCGCGCAGCGCCUGCAAAGGGAAAUCCCUCACGCUAUCAUCCUCGACCAGUAUAAGAACGUAAACAACCCACUCGCUCAUGAAUACACCACUGGCCCUGAAAUCGUCGCUGCUGUUGAGGCGACCCCGUCUACCUCGGCCCACCCUUCGUCGGGCAAGGUUGACGUCAUUGUCGCUGGCGCUGGUACGGGUGGUACUGUCACCGGUCUUUCGCGCGCAAUCAAAAAGAAGCAUAACAAGGAAUGCAUUGUCGUUGCUGCCGACCCCAAAGGAAGUGUACUUGCUCUCCCCAACAACUUGAACGACGAAGAUGCCGGUGCGAUGUAUGUGGUUGAGGGUAUCGGAUACGAUUUUGUUCCGGACGUUCUUACCCGAGAUCCAACCGAAAUCGAUUACUGGCUGAAGACCGGAGAUGAGGAGUCUUUCGAUGCUGUCCAGCAGCUGAUGAGGAAGGAGGGACUCCUCGUUGGUGGUAGCAGUGGAAGCGCUCUUUCUGGUGCCUUGAGAUGGCUCAAGAGUGACGCUGGUCGACCUAUUGCCGAGACCGAAGGGAAGAACGUUGUCGUAUUGCUACCUGAUGGAAUCCGAAAUUACAUGAGCAAGCCUUGGUUCUUGAAGAUCGCUAUGGAAGCGGAGCCCUCGCCUCUCGCUGGAACCAUUGCCCAGAUCCUCAAGAAGCCUGAAGCCUCUAAGACUCCCAGCGCCCCCACUAUUGCUCAAUCACCGAGCUCCCAGACCUCGCAUUGA